Molecule: messenger RNA, 1374 nt
Organism: Sphenostylis stenocarpa
Lineage: Eukaryota; Viridiplantae; Streptophyta; Magnoliopsida; Fabales; Fabaceae
Source: the annotation of a GenBank genome assembly
AUGAGAGGAACUAAUGGGACUGAUGGUAACAACACUUUCGACACUAUAAACGCUGCUGCGUUUGCCAUAGCCUCUGCUUCCCACAACCGCGUUUCCCAACCUCCUACCCAGAAGAAAGGAUGGGGAAGCUGGUUGAGCAAAAUUGGGUGUUUUGGAUAUCAAAGGAACAGAAAGCGCAUUGGACAUGCAGUCCUUGUUCCAGAAACAGCCCCCAAUGGAGCAGAUCAUGCUGCAGCUGUUAGUUCAACACAAGCACCAACCAUAACACUCCCCUUCGCCGCUCCUCCAUCAUCUCCUGCAUCUUUCUUUCAAUCAGAACCUCCCUCGACUGCACACUCGCCAGUUUGUAAAAUUUCUCAGACUUGUGUGUCUGCGAGCAUGUACUCCCCUGGUGGUCCUGCCUCAAUCUUUGCCAUUGGCCCUUUUGCUCAUGAAACACAAUUAGUAUCACCACCUGUUUUCUCAGCUUCAUCCACUGCUCCUUUCACUCCACCUCCUGAAUCUGUCCACUUGACCACGCCUUCUUCACCGGAGGUCCCUUUUGCUCAGCUUCUUGACCCUGAGAAUAGGAAUGGUGAGACCUUUCAGAGGUUCCAAAUAUCUCACUAUGACUUCCAAUCCUAUCAGUUUCACCCCGGAAGUCCAGUUGGUCAACUCAUAUCUCCAAGAUCCGCCAUCUCGGCUUCCGGCACCUCAUCGCCACUCCCUGAUUCCGAAUUUAAUGCCACUCUCUCCCAUAUCCUUGAUUUCCAGAGAGCAGACCCUCCCAAGCUUCUCAACUUAGAUAAACUGUCUGCUUAUCAAAACAGGAAGUCAAACCAAGGUUCCGGCUCUUUGACCCCGGAUGCUGCAUGGUCUACAACACAAGCUGGUUUUCUUUCAAAUCAUUGGGUUUCUGAGAUUAAAGUGUCCCCACGUCCGAGCAAUAAUCGAGUCAAUGAGAUUAGUAUAAAUCAUAGAGUUUCAUUUGAAAUAUCUGCCCAGAAAGUGUUGGAAUCUCUAGAAAACAAGCCGGCAGCAUCAGCAUGGACUAAGGUCAUGGCAAAAUUGAAAAAUGAUGCACCAACAGCGGCCGACAAAGAAGAAAAUUUAGGACAAACCGGGUGCAGUGAGAAGCAAGUCCUGGCUGAAACUCACAGUGAUCAACCACUGGAAACCAAUUUGAGUGGAGAUGAUGCAACAGUUCAUGAGAAGGAUCAGUCCUUAACACUUUCUUCUGCUAAAGAAUUCAAUUUCGAUAAUGCAGAAGGAGGAGAUUCCCUUGCUCCCAAUAUAGUUGCUGACUGGUGGGCUAAUGAGAAAGUUGCAGGGAAGGAGAGAGGGGCAUCCGAGGAUUGGUCCUUUUUCCCAAUGAUUCAACCUGGUGUCAGCUAA